AAACUUCCUCUCUCAUUUUCUUUAUAAACACACCUCCCUCUGCCCUUAAAAAGUCAGCGCUCUCUUUUGUCUCCUCUGCUUUUAUCUUCUCUCCUCACAGAUUCUCAGAAGAAAAGCUUUUGUCUCCUCUGAGAAACCAAGUCAAAUGGCCGACGAUUGGGAUCUCCACGCCGUAGUCAGAGGCUGCUCAGCCGUGAGCUCCUCAGCAACCACCACAGCCACAGUCUUCUCAAGCAACGUUUCAUCUCACACGAGCCCUGUAUUCACCUUCGAACCAAGAAGCAACACCGUCGUCUUCGGAGAGACUCGAGAUCUCUACACGCCGUUCACGCAAGAAUCAAACACCUCGUCGUUUUCUUGUCUGAAUUACCCAGAAGAGCCCAGACAGAGACAAAACCAGAAACGUCCCCUUUCUCUCUCUGCUUCUUCCGGCAGCGUCACUAGCAAACCCACCGGCUCCAAUACCUCUAGAUCUAAAAGAAGAAAGAUACAGCAUAAGAAAGUGUGCCAUGUAGCAGCAGAAGCUUUAAACAACGAUGUCUGGGCGUGGCGAAAGUACGGACAAAAACCCAUCAAAGGCUCACCCUAUCCAAGAGGAUAUUACAGAUGCAGUACAUCGAAAGGAUGUUUAGCCCGUAAACAAGUGGAGCGAAACAGAUCCGACCCGACGAUGUUCAUCGUCACUUACACGGCGGAGCACAAUCACCCAGCUCCUACUCACCGUAACUCUCUCGCCGGAAGCACCCGUCAGAAAACCUCCCAUCAGCCGACGACUAAGUCUCCGACGACCACGAUCGCUGCCUACUCGACGUCUCCGGUGACGUCGUCAGCAGAUGAUUUUGUCAUGCCUGAGGUCAGAGACGAGGAUCUGUUGUCUUUGUCGGAUACGGUGGUGAGUGAGGAUUUUUUCGAGGGAUUGGAGGAAUUCGCCGUGGGAGAUAGCUUUUCCGGGAACUCUGCUCCGGCGAGUUUCGAUCUUUCGUGGGUUGUGAACAGUGCUGCCACAGCUAGCGGCGGGAUAUGAUUCGCCGGAGAUUAGAGUGAGGUGUAGAAAGAAAGAAUACUUCUUUUAGGAAGGAUAUAGGAUUAAGGAAUUAUUCUCGGAUUAUAUGUAAAAAUAGAAAAAAUGUUCUUUGUUGCUUUUUUUCUUCUUGUUUCUUAAUAAUUUUAGAAAAUUUUAAUUGUAUAUUCUUUAAGCCCAAUAUUCG
Molecule: messenger RNA, 1208 nt
Organism: Brassica oleracea var. oleracea
Lineage: Eukaryota; Viridiplantae; Streptophyta; Magnoliopsida; Brassicales; Brassicaceae
Product: WRKY transcription factor 22
Exons: 3
Coding region: 146-1024 (292 amino acids)
Biological process (GO): regulation of DNA-templated transcription
Cellular component (GO): nucleus
Molecular function (GO): transcription cis-regulatory region binding; DNA-binding transcription factor activity
Source: RefSeq, a predicted model, not a curated record